Zeugodacus cucurbitae (melon fly) is the source of this 1241-nucleotide messenger RNA. It is a transcript of the gene LSm-4, whose product is annotated as COMM domain-containing protein 5. The record is from RefSeq and is a predicted model, not a curated record. Gene Ontology annotation, cellular component: nucleus. Lineage: Eukaryota; Metazoa; Arthropoda; Insecta; Diptera; Tephritidae. The coding region runs from base 121 to 747 and encodes 208 amino acids. The transcript has 3 exons.
CGCCUAGUAAACAGCUGUUUGUGUACAACACAAAACAAAAAGUCGGCAGAAAAUACAAUAAAAUCGGAGAAACUUAGUUAAAUUUUUACAAUUCGCCAUAAAAGCGAUACGUCCACAAAAAUGUCCUCAAAUUUUAGAUAUACAAUGGUGCGCACCGUACGUCCUUAUGUUAAAUAUUUUCCGCAAUUAACAAAACCGGUACUUCGGGUGCUUAUUAAAGUUUCUGUACAUUAUCUGGAGAGUUCCAAGUGUUCACCGGAAGAAUUAGACUUGGAGUUGACUAAACUUACACAUUCGGGUCAAGACAUUCCAGACAACUUUUGUGAAUUGUUCGCCGCUGUGCUGCAAAUUAUGCAAAUAUUUUUGCGUACGCCAAAGGGUAUUGUUAAAGACCACGAACUACGAGACUGCCUUAAGGAACUGAGAUUUACUGAUGAAUGCGUUGAAGACUUGAGCAAAGUACUGUACAACCAUCGUGCCUCGUUGACAAAGAAUUUCAUUGAGGCCAAGAAAACACGUUCCAAUCCGAAGAACCUACAAUGGCGCAUUAACAUAUCACUAGGAGAGGGCACAUGUAAUGGCAGUAUCAAUGCGCCGACUAUUAUAUUGCAUUUUCAACUACCCGAUGGUCGUUACCGCACACUGGAAUUUCCACUGUCAAUGUUUCAUCAACUACGUUAUAAUGUGGCGUUGCUACUGAGUGAAAUGCAAGCACUUGAAAGUCGCGCUGUCAUGAAGAAAUUCUAAGUUCCAAUUAUUAAACUAUAUGGAACAUUGUAUUUGAAAUUUGAAUGCUCAAUUAGGCAAUUGUGCCAUUUGUAAGAUUGGAUCUUGACUAUAUAUUGGAACAAGUAUAUAAUAUUUUGUAUUGCUACGCAUUAAUGUGGAUCUCCAUACAAAGCGAAGCAUUUUAUCUGUCUAAUAUUUGUUGCGUUAUUUACCAAUGUAUUACAAAAGUAUUUAAUGUAGCUUUGUUAGUAAAGGUGUUCAAUGUAAUGUUAUUAAAUUGUUAUAGAAGUUGCGACAAUUAUUGUUAUAGCAAUUGGUGUCUGCGUGAUUAAAAUGUAAUUCGGUAACAGAGUUGUGCAAAUAAUGUUUUCAAUAAUAUAUAUAUUCAUAGUAAAUAUAGACUUUUAGAUAGUAGGUUAAAUUAAAUUUACAUUAUACACGCAUAUUGAUGUGCAUAUGUGCUUUCUAUGUAUGUAACAAUAAAAAAAUUCAUUGUAUUGACAAAUUGGAAA